This is a messenger RNA of Peronospora matthiolae, 810 nucleotides long. Lineage: Eukaryota; Oomycota; Peronosporomycetes; Peronosporales; Peronosporaceae. The record is from the annotation of a GenBank genome assembly.
AUGUGUCAGCGCCGUUAUGUCGACGAUGUCCUCAAGCGCUUUGGAAUGGAUGAGUGCAAGGCUGUGGCAAGUCCGGUGGACGUCAGCUCUCGACUGGUUCCAAGCAACUCUGCAAGCAAGGUGAAUGUCCCAUUCCGUGAAGCAGUGGGUGCUUUGAUGCAUCUGACGACUGCAACGCGACCGGACAUCGCCUAUGCUGUAAGCUUUGUGUCACGGUUCAUGGAGAAACCCCAAGAAGAACACUGGGUUGCAGUCAAGCGCAUCUUCCGCUACCUACAAGGCACCAAGAUGCAUGGAAUCUGCUACAAGCCAAGUGCGAAGAUCGACUUUCGUGGCUAUUCAGAUGCAGACUGGGCCGGUGACCUUGCUGAUCGCAAAUCGACGUCCGGCUACGUCUUCAUGCUAUUGGGUGCUCCGGUGAGUUGGGGCAGCAAGAAACAGCCAAGUGUGUCACUGUCUACAAGCGAAGCGGAGUACAUCGCGCUCAGCCUGGCGAUCCAAGAAGGCAAGUGGAUCAAUCGCUUGCUGUGCGAGAUCAUGGCGGCUGCAAACGAAGAAGGACCCGAGCUCGUCAUCCGUGAAGACAACCAGUCGUGCAUCAAGAUGACGAAGAAUCCGGUCAACCACGGCCGCGCUAAACACAUCGACAUCAAGUACCAUCACAUCCGUGAUGAAGUCAAGCGCGGCGAAGUGAAGCUUGAAUACUGCGAGACGACGUUGAUGUUGGCGGACAUCAUGACGAAGGGACUUCACGGACCGCGUCACAAGGACUUGACGGCGGCGCUUGGCAUCCGUGCGUGUUCGGAUUGA